Molecule: messenger RNA, 826 nt
Organism: Marasmius oreades (fairy-ring Marasmius)
Lineage: Eukaryota; Fungi; Basidiomycota; Agaricomycetes; Agaricales; Marasmiaceae
Exons: 3
Coding region: 45-755 (236 amino acids)
Source: RefSeq, a predicted model, not a curated record
CACAUUGCUCCCACGCUCAAGUCGUACCCUACCCCAUCAUCAUCAUGUUUGAACCUAUUCGUGGAGGAACUCGGGGAGGACAAGCAGAAUUUAAAUGGACAGACGUUUCGGCUGAUAAAGACAGAGAAAACUACCUAGGUCACAGUAUAAAUGCACCUACUGGACGAUGGCAAAAGGGCAAAGACGUUCAUUGGUACAACCGGGACAAGCAUGGCGAAGACGAUCACGCAGAGGAAAUCAGGAAAAUAAAAGAAGCAGAGGCCGAAGCUCUUGCUGUUGCGCUAGGUUUCCAACCAGAGCCAAAAUCUGAUAAACCACUAGAUGCUACAUCGUCCACAUCAAAACCUAAAGAUGAAGAAGCCUUGCAACAACGGAUACCAGAAAAAGAAGAGAAACGCCGGAGGAAAGCUGAACGAAAGGAAGAAAAGCGGGCCAGGAAGGAGGAGCGACGUCGUGAAAAAAUUGAGAGGCACGAAAGUUAUAAACGCUAUUCACCUCGAUAUGAUGAGCACGAACGAAGAAGCCGUAGUCGUUCCAGGUCACCCCGCCGAAGAUCCCGAUCCCGAGAGCGCAACCUACGAGAACGCGAUUAUUUAAGUCGAAGAAGGUCUGGAAAUGAUUCGGUGACACCCCCUCUGAGGCCAACUCGAGAUUACGAUGAUAGAGAAAGGGAGAGAGAAAGCGAUCGACGGCGUUGGGAUUCGCACACCAGAAGAGAGCAACCCAGAGGUGGUGGACGGGACAGUUAUCGUUAGCCCAAAAUAUUUAUAAUCAUCGUGCUACUUUUAAUCACUGAUCGUAAAUAUCAUGGUAUUACAAUUACACU